Messenger RNA from Coregonus clupeaformis (lake whitefish), 1108 nucleotides. RefSeq lists its product as uncharacterized. The record is from RefSeq and is a predicted model, not a curated record. Bases 282 to 980 code for a protein of 232 amino acids. The transcript is spliced from 12 exons. Lineage: Eukaryota; Metazoa; Chordata; Actinopteri; Salmoniformes; Salmonidae.
CCAAUGUGAUUGAUGUCAACUACUCCUGUAUCACCCUCCCAGAGUGUGUGAACGUAAACCAUAUUGCCAUAAGUGGUUUGACUAAUCAGGAGCAUUGGACCUAUAUCAUUGUGUCUGGUGCAUCAGAUGAGCCAAAGAAGCCUUUGGAGAAAUCGCCUGAGUGGCAGAAUAAAACUACAGAUAAUGUGAAGCAGGAUGCCGACCAGAAAAACCAAGACCAUAACAACACUCGCCCAUGGCUCAUCCCAGUUGUAAUUGCUGUUCCCAUUAUAAUUUCGAUUAUGUUGCUCGGUGUUGGUUGGAUAGUGUACAAAAAGCUGAAGAAGGGGUUUCCAGGCCAGACCAAUAAUGAUAUUGAGAUGAACAAUAUGGGAACAGACAGCACUAAGGACCAUACUGAUGACCUGCCUCCUGAUGCUGAGACUCUGGUUCAACCUCAGACGAAUGGACAGGUGCUCUCUGACCGCGACCAAGGAGAGGAAGGCGUACUAGGAGUGGAGGACGGAAAGCCGCCUGACAAUGACCAAGCAGACACUGAAUCCUGUCAGAAGACACAUGCUGAUUCCCCUCCACUGAAUGUACCCAAGGUUGUCAGGGAAUCACACCUGACCGAUGGGGCUCCAGGUCAGGGUGCUGGUGAGACUUCACCCCUCCUCUGCAGAAGCCCAGGAGAGGAAGGCGUGCUAGAAGGGGAGGACAGGAAGCCAGCAGACAGUGGGGGAACAGACCCUGAAUCCUGUCAGAAGACACAUGCUGAACCCCCUGACAUCAGGGUUAAUGACAAGACUAAGGAACCGACUCUUAAUGCACAGAGUCCAGGACCUCCUCAGAUGAAUGGACGACAUCCCAUGUCUAACAGAGUAGCAGAGGAGACCACUGGUCUAUUGGACAAACAGACCUUGGACAAGGACCAAGUCAGAAAACCUGAGUUAAUAGACAAAGGACAUAAUAACAUGGAGUCAAAAAGAGGAGAACUGUAACAAGCGGUGGACGUUUGUAUAACAAAAGAGAACCUAAUAAGAUAUGAUAAAAUACAGUAAUAUAUGAUAUACAGUACAUAUUAUAAGAUACACAUAUGUGACUAGCUUCAUCAUAAUCAGUCAUAUCA